Emys orbicularis (European pond turtle) is the source of this 634-nucleotide messenger RNA. It is a transcript of the gene BORCS8, whose product is annotated as BLOC-1 related complex subunit 8. The transcript is spliced from 6 exons. Lineage: Eukaryota; Metazoa; Chordata; Testudines; Emydidae. Bases 77 to 442 code for a protein of 121 amino acids. Gene Ontology annotation, cellular component: BORC complex. The record is from RefSeq and is a predicted model, not a curated record.
AGCCGGAAGUUGCCCCUGGGUUGGGAUUCCGGUCCGGCUUCGGCAUCCGCUACACCCCCCUCACCCCCCGCCCGCGAUGGAGGAGACCGAGAUGCAGCUCAAGGUGAAAAAAGUUACAGACAAAUUCACAGAGAGCAUGUACAUCCUGGCCAACGAGCCAUCUGUGGCACUGUACCGACUGCAGGAGCAUGUCAGGCGCUCCCUUCCGGAGCUAGCCCAGCACAAGGCUGACAUGCAGAGCUGGGAGGAGCAGAGUCAAGGAGCCAUCUAUACUGUGGAGUACGCCUGCAGCGCCAUAAAGAACAUGAUGGACAGCAGCGUGUAUUUUGAGAGCAUCGACAGGCUGCUCAAGCAUGCCAUCGCUGUGAAGGAUCAGCUGAAUUCCGCUCAGGGCCGCAGCGCCGCUGCCCUGCAAGCCCCGAAUCCGCCAGCCAGUUCCUGAUUUCAGACCAGACUGGCCUUCCUCUGCCUUUUUCAUCCAGCCCAGCAUUGGAUGGCCUGGGUGUCAAGAGAGGACGCUGCCCACACGCCUUGUCUCUGGGGACGUGCAGGGAUGAGAGCCGCCGACUCCUUUUAAAAGCUUCUGAAGCCAAAGCCACAAGUGACUAGCCACGCGUGGUGUAUAAAGGCCCAG